AUGUUUAGCUGGGUGAUAAAGGUUGUUCCCCAGCCUCCAGCAUCUCCUGGGAAGCUGGCAGAGGAGGACCAGAAUGCAGCCCCAGAUGUGGCGAAAAAAGAGGAAGCAAAACAAGAACCUUCCAAGCCAACGGAGGAGGUCUCAGAGGAAAACAGCUCACAGAGUGGGGUUUUGAAUUGGCUCUCUCAUGGGUUCAACAGUGCUCUCCCUCAGCCAGUAAACUCUUCUAAACUGGCCAACAGUGAAGUUAAGCAUGAGGGAAAUGCAGAGAGCAGCAGUAACACAUCGGACCAGGCUGGAAUGAUAGGCUGGAUUGUGCAGGGACUGGGAAAAGUGGUUCCACAGCCAGAUGAGAAAUACAAGGGUCACACAGAGCCGGAGGAGGUCACUGAGCCUACAGUUCCAGUGGUUAAAGUGGAUCCUCCAGUGCAAGAGGUCAAAGACAUUCGUGAUGCUGAGCCACUGCCUCAUAUUCCUGUGGUGGAGGUUGUGUCUGAUGAGGAGCCAGACGCUGCUAACGUGCCCUUCUCUCCGAGGGUAAUAGAAUGGAUUAAGCAUGGUUUUGAGAAAGUAGUUCCUCACUCUCCUGUCCAUCUUCGUCCUCCCACUGGUACAGAUGCACCUGCCCAAAAAGCUGCUUCUGCACCUGUGACUCCCUGCAAACAAGAGCCAGCACCUGCACCUGCACCAACACCUGCACCUCCACCUCCACCUGCUCCUGCACCUGCGCCAGCACCCGCACCUCCACCUGCACCUGUAGCUCCACCUGCACCUGCACCAGCACCUGCACCUGCACCUGCAUCUGCACCUGCAGCUCCUGAGCAACCUAAAGUAGUUGAGGAUUCCAAAGGCACAAAUAUGGUUGGCUGGAUUGUACAGGGGCUCGGACGCAUUAUACCACAACCAGUACAGAAACCAAAAGAGGACAGCUCUGAUAUCGUUCAAAACGUCUGCAUCCUGCAGGACCCGUGUGAUAUGGUGCUGGAGGAGGUGGACUCUGGCUGGGAGGCCCAGCAGAGGGAGCAGGGCUCGGGGCAGGAGGGCUCAUCCCUGCUGCAGGUGCUGCCCAACAUCCUGCCGCACAUGCUGGCCAUGCAGGAGCAGGAGGACGCAGAGACCCAGACUGAGCGCUGGACACCUCUCAUUGAGAGCAUCAAGAAGGAAGCGGAGGAGACUGCCAUAGCAAACAUAGAGGACAGACUGCAGCAGGAGCGUGUGGAAGCGGCUCGUAUGGCGGAGGACCUGGCCCGGCAGGCUGCAGAAUUGGCCGUCAGACAGCUGGAGGAAGAACACACCACGCAGAUCCUCAUCGACACAAAAACUGAAGAGCCGGACAAUGAGGAGCAACUGCCAAAUAUCCAGGAGGAAGAGAAUGAAGAAGAACCAGAGUUACAGCCGUUCCAUGAAGAGAGUGAGGAGGAGAGUGAGGAUAGUAAGAACACAGAUGCCGACAUGAAAAGGAGCCUGAUGGACGUCUGCCCAGCGGAGCCUUCGCCGCACGAGUCUGAAGUCUCAGAUCAGGCACCCCAAAGUCCUCCACCACCGCCGGUGACCACUCAGCCUCAACGGGCAUCUAUACCUCCUGAUGCUGACCAGGAAGAGGAACCUCCUGAAGAAGGAUGUGGAGAAAGCACACAUGUGAAGCCAGCACUGAAGGUAGAGGAAGUGGAUGAUGGAGAGAUGAGCGUUCCCAAAAUCAUUGUGCCCUCAGAGUUAGACUCAAUGACCCUCACUGUUCCUGUAACAAAUCAGCCAUCCCGCAGCAAAGCUGUGGAUUCAGAAAGUAUGCAGGAGGAGAUGGAUCCUGGCGAGGAAGAUGAAGACAUGAACAAGUCUGAUCUACUUAAUGUGGAUGAAGGCCUUGAGCGUCCAGCGUCUGCAGCCAGUCAGACAAGUAUUGUUGUGAAUGAGCGUCUGCAGGAGCUGGUCAAGCUGUUUAAAGAGCGAACAGACCGUGCAAGAGAGAGACUGGUGGAUCCAGACGAGUCUGAUGAUGAAAGCCCUUCAGCAUCUCCGGCCAAAAAGCCCAGUGAAGCUCCACCUCCACCACCUCCUCCAGAGGAAACGAAAGACGCUGAGGAGGCGGCUGAAGACGAGGUUAAAAUCUACGAAUUUAUGGGAUACAAGUUCCCAGUUCCUCAGUUCAAAAUGCCUCAGAUUCCUGCAUGGCUGAGAGUCAUACUGGACUACCGUUUCCCAUCCAGCAUUGAUCCCUACACAGACUUGACCUACGUGGUGUGGCUGUUCUUUGUGACGUUAGCGUGGAACUGGAAUGUUUGGCUGAUCCCUGUGCGCUACUUUCCGUACCAGACGCCUGAGAACGUUCACUGGUGGCUGCUGAUGGAUUACCUCUGUGAUGGCAUUUAUAUUCUCGACAUCUUCGUUAUGCAGCCCAGACUGCAGUUUGUGAGAGGAGGGGACAUUGUGUGUGACAAAAACGAUAUGAGAGACAACUACAGGCAAACAGAGCGAUUCAAGAUGGAUGUGAUCAGUCUCUUUCCACUGGAUUUGCUGUAUGUCUUCACGGGCGUCAAAUCUCUCUUGAGGUUCCCUCGCCUUCUAAAGUACAAUGCGUUCUUUGAGUUUAAUGAUCGUCUGGAAGCUGUGAUGAGCAAAGCUUACAUUUACAGGGUGAUCCGGACCAGUGCGUACCUGCUGUACUCUCUGCACUGUAAUGCCUGUAUUUUCUAUUGGGGUUCUGACUAUGAAGGACUGGGUUCUACCAAAUGGGUCUAUAAUGGCAAAGGAAACAGUUAUAUUCGCUGCUACUACUUUGCUGUGAAGACCCUGAUCACCAUCGGAGGUUUGCCUGAUCCCACCACUGUCUUUGAAAUCGUCUUCCAACUCGUCAACUACUUCGUGGGAGUCUUUGCUUUCUCCAUCAUGAUUGGUCAGAUGAGAGAUGUAGUUGGAGCUGCUACUGCAGGUGAGGCCUAUUAUAGACACUGUGUGGACAGCACCGUCAAAUACAUGAGCUCCUACAGGAUCCCCCGCGAGGUCCAGAACCGCGUCAAGACCUGGUACGACUACACCUGGAAGUCACAAGGCAUGCUGGAUGAACAGGAGUUACUCAUACAGCUGCCAGAUAAGAUGCGUCUGGACAUCGCUGCAGAUGUCAACUACAGCAUUGUCAGUAAAGUGGCGCUCUUUCAGGGAUGUGACAGACAGAUGAUAUUUGACAUGCUCAAGAGACUGAAAUCUGUGGUGUACCUUCCAGGAGACUUUGUUUGUAAAAAAGGUGAGAUCGGCCGAGAGAUGUACAUCAUCAAAGCUGGAGAGGUGCAGGUGGUUGGAGGGCCUGAUGGGACGACGGUGUUUGUGACUCUGAGAGCUGGCUCUGUGUUUGGGGAAAUUAGUUUGCUGGCGGGUGGUGGCGGGAACCGACGUACGGCUAACGUAAAGGCCCACGGUUUUGCUAACCUCUUCAUCCUGGACAAGAAGGACCUGGCAGAGAUCUUAGUGCACUACCCCGAGUCCCAGAAGCUGCUGCGCAAGAAAGCCAAGAAAAUGUUGACCAAAGAUACGAAGCCUGCAGAUGAGAAGAGCCAUGCUAAAGACACGGGUGAGGUCAUCCCGCAGCGGCCGGAGACACCCAAAUUAUACAAGGCUGCCCUGGAGGUUGGCACAGGAGAGAUUUUUGCCAAGCUGAAGGAGGCAUAUAAGGGAGCAGCUCUAGAGCCGUCCACACCUGUCUCUGGCAGGACCUCCACAGCUCCAGUGCCCCCUCCCUCCCCCAUGCACCGCCGUUCACCCAUUCCCCGGCUUCACAUCCCGGAUGAAGAUGACAUGGUAUCAGAGACCACCGACAGCACCAUGAUCAUCCGCAUGACUCCCCGCGUUGAGGGAGAGGAGUUCCUCUCCGUGGAAGUCAGUCCCGGAGAGGGAGAGGAGGGAGAAGAGCUGAGCAAAACUGAAGACUAAGACUGAAGAAUAGAGAAAGGGUAGAUAGCCUGAUGAAAAGCCCAAUGCAUACAACCCUUGUCAUGCUUUCUGUAUUAGCAUGUUGGUGAAUGUCCUACACAUGCUUUUCAACCAAGUCAAGCCAAACAGCUUUUCAAGACUCUUUGGAGAAUCUCUAGGCACCUUUUCAGAAAAGACCCAUACUGUAAGUUCCUGCAAGGACUCUAAGCUUCCAGUGGUUCUUCUAGUAAGCUCAUCAUAAGACAAAGUUUUAGAGGCAUUUGAAACAAGAUGAUACACAAUAUCUGAAGGGCCUUCAUUUGCCUAGAGGUUCUCAAGAGGUAAAAAGUAUUACAUUUUUACAGUGGCACUGCUGUGUAAGGGUGUGUUUACACUUAUAGUUUGGUUUUCUUGGUUCUUUUGGUCUGGUUCAAAAAGUAAAUGAUGCGUUUAGCCCUGGAUUGCUUGGCAUUCACACUGUCACACUGUUUAGAUGUCAUUUAGAUGUCUUUGGUCCGUAUUGCUUUCAUAUUUUUCAGUCGAACCGCACCAAAGUUUGUUUGGAAGUGGACAGAGGCCUGCCUUUUCAUGAGGUCUCAGUCUGCUUGUUUGGUGUGCACCAAGGUUCGAUUGUCAACAUGCACAUUUUUUCAAAUGAACUGCGCUAACAGAGCAAUCACACCAGAUUUUCUUUUAACCAAACCAAAUCUGCCAAGUGUAAACAUGCCCUAAAUAUUAUUUGAAUGUGAAGUGAGCUUCUGGCAGGUAUUCCAGAAAGAAGAGUUAACUCACUGUCAUAUAAACCCCAAAUCUUUCUUCUGGUUAUCGGUUCCAAUAACAAGUCCAGGAGUAAGUUUAGUCGACUCUAAGUAUGUUCACGGUGAACACACAAAGACAUUCUCAACAGGAAUCAGUAUGAAAAGAGACGCUAAGAACAAUUACACCAUAGUUUUUUUGUUUAAUGGCUAAUUAUAUUUUUAGUGCAUAUCACCUCCUAUAUUGGCUAACCUAUGGGAGGUUUUGCAAUCAUCUCAUGUUUUAAUCCUUAAUUGUUGUUUUUUAUUAUUAUUACUGUGAACAAGAAUUAUAUUGUUUGUUUGAUACCAAAUUUGUAAAUUAAGAAAAACUGACUGGCAAAAAUAAUAUGGCUGUAUGAGU
Messenger RNA from Onychostoma macrolepis, 5058 nucleotides. RefSeq names its product cyclic nucleotide gated channel subunit beta 1a (gene cngb1a). The record is from RefSeq and is a predicted model, not a curated record. Gene Ontology annotation, molecular function: cGMP binding; protein-containing complex binding; intracellularly cAMP-activated cation channel activity. NCBI's taxonomy places the organism in Eukaryota, Metazoa, Chordata, Actinopteri, Cypriniformes, Cyprinidae. Gene Ontology annotation, cellular component: intracellular cyclic nucleotide activated cation channel complex; plasma membrane; photoreceptor outer segment. Gene Ontology annotation, biological process: retina homeostasis; monoatomic cation transmembrane transport.